Molecule: messenger RNA, 810 nt
Organism: Cryptomeria japonica (Japanese cedar)
Lineage: Eukaryota; Viridiplantae; Streptophyta; Pinopsida; Cupressales; Cupressaceae
Product: chitinase 2-like
Exons: 3
Coding region: 1-810 (269 amino acids)
Biological process (GO): carbohydrate metabolic process
Molecular function (GO): hydrolase activity, hydrolyzing O-glycosyl compounds
Source: RefSeq, a predicted model, not a curated record
AUGGAGUUUUACAUGAAGAUCUACAUUUCUCUGAUUUUAUUAUUUCUCCCUACGUCAUUGUGUGGUAACGGCAAACUAUUGAGGGACUACAUAGGCGCCGAAGGCCUUGGCGUCAAAUUCUCUGAUGUGCCCAUCAAUGAGAAUGUUGAGGUCCAUUUUAUUCUGUCAUUUGCCAUCGACUACACGACCUCUGCGGGGGCUCCAUUUCCUACAAACUGCAAAUUUAACGUCUUCUGGGACACCGAAAAUUUGAGCCCUGCGGACGUGUUGGAGUUCAAGUCGAAGCAUAAGAAUGUCAAAUUUGCAGUCAGCUUAGGCGGUGAUGUGGCGGGAGAUAACACCUUUGUACAGUUCAAUCCAUCUUCUGUGUCUUCAUGGACUAGCAACUCCGUUUCUUCUCUCACUAAGAUAAUCAAGCAAUACCAUCUUGAUGGAAUCGACAUCGACUACGAGCAUUUUGAUCAUUCCAAUCCCAAUACAUUUGCGCUGUGCGUUGGGGAAUUAAUCUUGCAGCUCAAGCAGAGAAAGGUCAUCUCCAUGGCGUCCAUUGCUCCGAGUACCUCUGUCAACCAAUUUCUCGAGUAUUGCGAUACUCAAACCUCUAAUUACAAGGGCGGGAAAUUAUUGAGCAUCUUCAGUACAGAUAGAGUUUCAGGUGGCCUUAAACCAGAUAAGGGAUUCUUUGACGCGUGCAAAGAGUUAAAGAAAAGAGGGAAGCUUGAGGGUAUAUUCAUCUGGUCUGCUGACGACUCCAAAAAGUAUGAUUUCAAAUAUGAUGUGGAAGCUCAAGCAAUCUUGGCCUCCGCCUGA